AUGAAGAUAUUAAUGAUUAUGGUAGUAUUGUUGGUGUGCCUGUAUGGUGCAUAUUCCAUCCCAAUACAAGGUGUGUGUAACUAUAAUGGUCAACAACACAAAGUAGGAGAUACUUUCAAAUCCUCAGAUAACUGUAAUACAUGUGGAUGUGGUGGAAUGGGUAUGAUAUUCUGUACACAGAGAGCCUGUAUAAAAACAUGUAGUUAUAAUGGUCAGUCGUAUUUCCCUGGUCUAACUUUCAAAUCUGCUGAUGGUUGCAAUGAUUGUGAUUGCCAAAACAAUGGGGCAGUUGUUUGUACUGAACGAGCUUGUGCUACCUUAGUUUGA
Molecule: messenger RNA, 327 nt
Organism: Lottia gigantea (owl limpet)
Lineage: Eukaryota; Metazoa; Mollusca; Gastropoda; Lottiidae
Exons: 2
Coding region: 1-327 (108 amino acids)
Molecular function (GO): peptidase inhibitor activity
Source: RefSeq, a predicted model, not a curated record